This is a messenger RNA of Acanthoscelides obtectus, 731 nucleotides long. The record is from the annotation of a GenBank genome assembly. NCBI's taxonomy places the organism in Eukaryota, Metazoa, Arthropoda, Insecta, Coleoptera, Chrysomelidae.
GCAUAACAGAUAUUUCUGUUAAGGGAUACAAGGUAGAUAAGUACUCUAAAACUGGUUGAGGAUCCCAAGUUGAUUGGUACUAAGGUCUUGACGGUCUCUGAUUGAAAAUUCCUUUAAUAACCGUUUUAGAAUAGUUUUAUCUGAGCUAUUUAUCUCAAAAUCAAAGCUAAUGCCCUCAUACUGUGAGUUACGUGUUGAGUAGGAGCAAAUGUUUUGAAAUUGAUCACUCAAAAAAAUUAAUGACUGCGUCUAAUGAAUACAAAAAAGGAAUAUAGCCUUUGCUUAUGCAAAAUUGCCACCACUUUUUUAAUUUCGAUGAAUACUGUCUCAAGGUAGAUGGACUAAGCGAUGCCUUGAUUGCUUGGAGCCGUCUUUCGGCAACUCCUCGUCUGAGAAAAGCUUCCCCGAUAAACUCCCAGCCUCCAGGGAAAGUGUUCUCCACAGUGGAUGGCAUCCCCUUGUCUACUGCUUCCGGUAUGACCUUGCUGAACGAAACCUCUCCUCCUCGUUUUCAUGCGAGAUUUGUUGUUGCUGGCGCCGGGAGUUGUUUAAAGACGACGGGACCCUCGACGGACCUGGCUUGGGCUCCAAUUUCUUAUAGACCGACUGGUUGGAAGAUGCUGAUCCUAGGGCUUUUUCCUUCUUCUUGAUUGAAAAGCCUAAUCGUUGAGCUUCACUUGCGGAUUUCCAUUGGUCCGGAAAUGUUUUUCCAAUAAAAAAUUUAUCAAUUG